This is a messenger RNA of Lachnellula hyalina, 762 nucleotides long. RefSeq names its product 3-oxoacyl-[acyl-carrier-protein] reductase. The record is from RefSeq and is a predicted model, not a curated record. The coding region runs from base 1 to 762 and encodes 253 amino acids. Gene Ontology annotation, molecular function: oxidoreductase activity, acting on the CH-OH group of donors, NAD or NADP as acceptor. The transcript has 4 exons. Lineage: Eukaryota; Fungi; Ascomycota; Leotiomycetes; Helotiales; Lachnaceae.
AUGUCUUACAGUGAUCUCAAAGGCAAGACCUAUAUUAUCACAGGUGCAGCUUCAGGUCAAGGUCGUACCACAGCUCUAUUUCUGGCCAGGCAAGGAGCCAAUGUUGGCUUGUUGGACCUUCGAAAGCCAGAUGACGUUUUAGAGGAAGUAACCCGAAUCGGUGCUAAAGGUCUUGCUUUCGCCGUUGAUGUCUCUAACUACGCACCUCUGGAAGCGGCGGUGAAAGAAGUUUCUGAUACGUUUGGGGGUAUUCACGGAGCAGCAAACAUGGCCGGUACUAUCGGGACCCAGGGAUUCAAGGGCAAAGGCUAUGCUCUUGAGACAAUUGAGGACAAAGACUGGGAUUGGAUGAUGGCUGUGAAUCUUACGGGUGUCAAGAACAGCUUGAAAGCAGAAUUGAAAUAUAUUAAGGACAAUGGAUCAAUCGUAAAUGCUGCGAGUAUCGCUGGUCAGCGUGGCACGCCAUGGAAUGCACCUUACGGUACCGCCAAAUGGGGUGUUAUUUCUUUGAGUAAAUGCGCGGCACAGGAGUUUGGCCAUCGCGGUGUCAGGGUCAAUGCAAUUGCACCAGGGGUAAUUGAUACACCGUUAGCAAAGGCGCUCGGAACAGCUGAGCAAAUCAACGAUAGACUGCUCUCGAGGACGGCUCUCAAGCGUAUUGCUCAACCGGAAGAGGUUUCCAAGGUCAUUUUGUUCCUGUUGAGUGAAGUUUCUGGAUAUAUCACAUCUAGCACGAUCAAUGUGGAUGGAGGAUUUCAAUAA